This is a messenger RNA of Fusarium verticillioides 7600, 2785 nucleotides long. RefSeq lists its product as hypothetical. The coding region runs from base 499 to 2043 and encodes 514 amino acids. Gene Ontology annotation, cellular component: Ubp3-Bre5 deubiquitination complex; ribonucleoprotein complex; cytosol. Gene Ontology annotation, molecular function: mRNA binding. The record is from RefSeq and is a predicted model, not a curated record. The transcript is spliced from 4 exons. NCBI's taxonomy places the organism in Eukaryota, Fungi, Ascomycota, Sordariomycetes, Hypocreales, Nectriaceae. Gene Ontology annotation, biological process: protein deubiquitination; ribophagy.
CACAAACACAUCACACAUUGUCCAAACAUCUCUUUCAUCCCAAUUGCAGAGCCCCGUAAACAAUUCGACUCCUCCUUCUCCAUCUCGGUUUCUAGCUAAUUGAAGCUCUACCUCCCUCCACUAUCUUUUCCAUUUCUCACCUUCCAAGUCCCGUAACUCUCGAUCUCUUGUUCCCGAAGUUUGACCUUGCCACCCCUCACGGCUUUGCCUUCCAACCACGAACCCACGACCCCAUUUUGUCAUCAGGCUUGCCCUAUUCUGCUUGCUUGCUUCCACUCGAUUCAACCCAACUCCUGCCCCAUCACUUCAAUCUCGACCGAACACGAUUUUCGUCUUGAGCCUGAACCCGUCACAUCAGGCUCUGUGUCUUCGACGUUUUCAUACCCUCGUUCGACCCGUUUCCGCGACACUGAGAGCUCGCCGGUUGCGCACCCAGCCUAAUUUUCGCUACGAAUCACACUCAUCAUAUCAAACUUCACAUCACAACACACAGCCACCAUGGCCUCCAACGGUAACUUCACCCAACAGGAUCAGUACAAGGAACCUGCCGACCAACAACCAACAGCUCCUACUACCUCUGCUGCCGAUGGCUCUGCCACCGCUGCCGCUUCUGCCACCAACAGCCAUUCCAAGGAUGAGGUUGGCUGGUAUUUCGUGGAACAAUUCUACACCACCCUAAGCAAGUUUCCUGAGAAGCUUCACCUUUUCUACGGCAAGCGCUCGCAAUUCGUCUGUGGUCGCGAAGCUGAGGUUGCCAAGGUCUCUGUUGGCCGACCGGACAUUCAAGAACGCAUCAAGAACCUAGACUUCCACGACUGCAAGGUCAGGAUAUCCAAUGUUGACUCCCAGGCUUCCUUUGAGAACAUCGUCAUCCAAGUGAUUGGCGAGACUUGCAACAACAACAAAGCACCCAAGAAGUUUGUCCAAACCUUUGUCCUUGCCCAGCAACCCUCCGGCUACUUUGUUCUCAAUGAUAUCCUGCGAUAUAUCGAUGAUGAGAGCGAUGACGAGUCUGCUGCUGCUUCUGAGGAGCCUGCCGCUCCAGCUACGGAGGAACUUGUUGCCGCUGUCGAGCCCGAGGCUCCCCAGUCUGUCGAGGAAACCAAGGAUGAGGCCCCUACCCUCGACCCCGAAGUUGUUGAUCAGAAGCUUGAAGAGGUUUCCACUUCUAAGGAUAGUGUGACCCUCAACGGCGACACCUCCGAGGAGUCUGUGACUAAGGAUCCUGAGACGAAGCCCGAGGAGCCCGCCGAGACCGCUGAUGAGGCUGCUAAGGAGCUUGCCGAGGAAGACGUGAAGGAGCCCGAGAAGCCUAAGGAUCCUAGCCCUACACCCGUUUCCAAGCCUGUCGCUCCUCCUCCUGCAGCUCCUCCUAAGCCCAUGACAUGGGCCAGCCGAGCUGCCGCUGCCCUUCCUAAGCCUGUUGUUCCUCUCCCCAAGACUACUACUCCUCCUGUGAGCCAGAGCCGUGCUCCCGCUCCUGCUGCUGCUGCCGCUACUUCUCAACCCGCUGCUGCUCCUGCUGCCAGCUCUACCGCGCCCGCCACUGAGUCCGCUGGUAAGGAUGCGGCUGGAUGGCAGACUGCAGGCAGUGACUCUAAGCGACAGAACCGACCUCAGUCUGUUUCCGGACCUCCUGCUGAUAAGGAAAGCACCACCGUAUACGUCAAGUUCGUCACGGAUAAGGUCCAGGACGCAGACCUCAGGAACGCCUUGACUGCUUUUGGCGAGCUGAAGAGCCUUGAUAUCAUACGCCAGAAGAACUGCGCAUUCGUUGAGUUCAAGACCCCCGAAGCCUCCAAGGCUGCGGUUGCUGCUAACCCUCACACCAUUAACGGCGAGACUAUCAUGGUCGAGUCCCGUCGCAACAAGCCCGGUGCCAAUAACGCUGGUGGCCGAGGCCCCGUUUCUGGACGUGGCCGUGGUGGCGCUGAGGGCGGACGAUCUGGUGGCCAGGGCCCCCGAGGCAACUUCUCUGGUCAAAACCGUGGCCGUGGUGGCGCUCCCCGCGGCCGUGGUGGUGCCCAGUCCCAUAACGCUUAAGCAAUAGCGACUGGUAUAUAUAAAGUGGCAACGAUCAGACAUUGACACCAGUAGUCAGUCAGUCUUGGUUUGCUAUCUAGGUCCCGGAACGACUGGGACCCCAAAUCGAAGCAAUCACAACUAAUCUACGUGAUAUACAUAACCAUUCAAACAUCAACACGAGGGGACGACAACAGAAAACAAGCUCAGCAGAUGGUCAGGGGGAGCGGUAAGGGAGCGGAGUUUGGUAUUCCCUUUCGGAGGAAGGAUGGAGUUGGGAAUUUGGAGUCAUAAUUGUUCGUUUUCAUUCCGGUGGUUUGCGCGCUGCAUCUGCAUCUGAUCCUCUCAGCUGGCGAUUGGGUUACGGAUUUCAGCGAAAACAGGGGAAAGGUCAUAGGCUGGGAGCUUUGGUUUGGCAUCAUUACUUUCUAAUGACCGUGUACAUUCUUACAAAAGCGAACGGACGGGCGAUAGAGGUGGCAGUACUCGGAUGGGCAGAAGGACGUCGACGGGUAUACAUACUCACGAAUCAGUGACAGUUGAUGAUGGUGGACGAGAGUCCAGGCCUGUGAUGAAUGAAUGGGCCUGGAGGGACCGUGUUCUGUACCUUUUACUGUGCAAGUAGUAAUGAUCAGUACCUCUUUGGUUUCCAUUGCUUGAGUCGAGCUACCAGACCAGACCGGAUCAGAUCAGCAAGUGAAUGCAAAAUUUUCAUAUCAAGUCAACGUUUUCAUGCCAUGUCAUGUGAGGCAGGUAACGUAGC